UUUUCAAAAUUGAAAUUUCAGCGAUCAACCAAGUCUUUCUCUCCAAGAAAUGUUGUGUAUAUAUCAUUGAAUUCAUGGAAUUCUAGUCGGAUCGAUCAUUUUUUUGUUUAAAAAAGAGGUUUUAUUGUGUGUCUUUGCCUAAUUGUGCAAUGGAUUUCGAAUUGAGGAGGGCAGCGGAGAAGCUGGAGAAGGAGCAAAGGGAUAGGAAACAGAGGGCGAAGCUCAAGUUAGAUAGAGAAAGGAAGGUUAAGCAGGAAGCCGCUCGUCAGCGGGAAGCCAUAGAAGCGACUCAGCGGCAGCGCCGCCUCGAUGCCGCGGAAGCUGAAUCCAAGGCUAAUCAGCUAGCAGAGGAGAGCUCGCUUGCUGGCCGAGGAGUUAUGUUCUCUCGUAUUUUAGAAGCCGUGCCUUAUCAGGGCAUUGGAGAUAAGAUCAAACUUCCGCCUUCCUGUUUCACUGAGCUUUCUGACCAGGGAGCUUUUGACAAAGGGCCUCUGCAUUUCUCUCUAUCGUUGAUUCGUCCCGAAGGCGCUAUGAACGUAGAUGGUGAUGAUGAAGGAACGUCCCGGAUUACACAUGCUGGUGUCCUCGAGUUCACAGUCGAGGAAGGUUUUGUAGCUCUUCCUCAGCACUGUUGGAGCAAUCUAUUCCCGGACGAGGCUCCUGGCUCUGCUGCAGUGGAAGUGCGUUACGUUUGGCUUCCUAAGGGAACGUAUGCGAAACUUCAGACUGUGGAGUUCGGCUUCUCCGACAUUCCUAAUCACAAGGCGGUGCUGGAGACAAGUCUCCGACAGCAUGCGACUCUUUCUCAAGGGGAUCUCCUCAUUGUCAAUCAUGGUGCACUGACUUAUCAUCUGCGUGUUCUCGAGCUGAAGCCUUCGCCGAGUGUAUCUGUCCUGGAAACGGAUAUCGAGGUCGACAUCAUAGGUCCAGAGUCGGUAGAUAACUCAAACCAGUAUAUGCUGAGGCCUCUUGCCUUGGGAAAAUCGGAGCAAGGAGUGGUUGAGGAAGGGAAGUACAUGUAUUAUAAGUUCUCCUUGGAUGGAGAGACUUGGGAACGAAUUUCUUCCAAGGAUGCAAAUGUUUUUGUUAGUUUGGAGACGCAGACACAGGAUGGAGACACCGACCUGUAUGUUUCUAGGCAUCCCCUUUUGUUCCCAACUCAGCACCAACACUUGUGGUCGUCUCAUGAUUUGGGUUCGAAAGCUUUACUACUAGGGGCUGAGGAUCAGAACUUGGGAGUUGGUACAUACACCAUUGCUGUGUAUGGCUACAAAGGGACAUCAAAGUACGAGGUCUCAGUGAAUGUUCAAGACGUUGCUACGCAGAGGGUGGGGCAGCAUGCUGCUUCUUCAACCUCGUCAGGGGAGGUAGAUACUGUGGAGUGCAGAAACUGUAAGCGUCAUAUCCCAUCAAGAACAAUUUCCCUUCACGAAGCUUAUUGUAGUAGGCAUAAUACCAUUUGCCAGCAUCCCGGUUGUGGGGUUGUUUUGAGGGUCGAGGAGAGUGAGAGGCAUGUUCAUUGUGAAAAAUGCAGUAAAGCUUUCCAAAGGGAAGAAAUCGAGAAACAUAUGAAAGUUUUUCACGAGCCGCUUCAUUGCCCUUGUGGGAUUGUUCUUGAGAAGGAGGAAAUGGUGCAACACCAGUCCUCAACUUGCUCCUUACGCCUCAUUACAUGCCGGUUUUGUGGAGAUAUGGUUCAGGCUGGGAGGUCUGCUGAUGAUGCCCGAGACCGUAUCAGAGGAUUAUCAGAACACGAGAGUGUGUGUGGGUCUAGAACUGCACCGUGCGAUUCAUGUGGGCGAUCCGUGAUGCUCAAGGACAUGGAUAUACACCAAAUCGCCGUCCAUCAGAAGAACUAGUCGUGUCGUCGCCAACCCAACAUAGGGUUGGCUUGUCCAUGAGGCAGGUAGGUGGCUUCAGGUCCUACCUGGGAUGAUUCAGAUAUAUUGAACCUCUAUAUUAUUCACAUCUGUUAUUUGUAAAUUUGUACAAUCAAUAUUUUAUGGUUCACUGCUAAACCUAAAUGAUACUCAUUUUUUUACCUCA
Molecule: messenger RNA, 2046 nt
Organism: Salvia hispanica
Lineage: Eukaryota; Viridiplantae; Streptophyta; Magnoliopsida; Lamiales; Lamiaceae
Biological process (GO): ubiquitin-dependent protein catabolic process; ERAD pathway
Cellular component (GO): VCP-NPL4-UFD1 AAA ATPase complex
Molecular function (GO): polyubiquitin modification-dependent protein binding
Source: RefSeq, a predicted model, not a curated record